This is a messenger RNA of Musca vetustissima, 4480 nucleotides long. It is a transcript of the gene Fancd2, whose product is annotated as Fanconi anemia group D2 protein. Gene Ontology annotation, cellular component: nucleus; condensed chromosome. The transcript has 22 exons. The coding region runs from base 1 to 4479 and encodes 1492 amino acids. Lineage: Eukaryota; Metazoa; Arthropoda; Insecta; Diptera; Muscidae. Gene Ontology annotation, biological process: interstrand cross-link repair; homologous chromosome pairing at meiosis; double-strand break repair involved in meiotic recombination. The record is from RefSeq and is a predicted model, not a curated record. Gene Ontology annotation, molecular function: DNA polymerase binding.
AUGUAUCGAAAUCGUAAAUUUGGAAAAGCGGCAAGGACCAAAAGUACAGACUCGAAUGAUGGCAAACGAGCUCUUAACACAAUUGACGAAAAUUCCACAAUUAAAAUACCGCGUCUACUGGAUGAUAAUGAUAAAACAAAUGAUAAUAGUAACGUACAAAAUGUUGAAGAAAUGUAUAGCAGUGAAGAGAAUAUUCCAGCAUCGCAGGAGCCCACUCAGAGAUAUUUAUCACAACGCAGCACUAUAGCAGCUACAUUGGGUAGGACCCAGUCACGUCUGAACAGUUCCCAGAGACCACCAAAUACAUAUUUUGAGCUUGUGCUAAUGAAGGCCGGUGUACAACUGGAUGAGGGAGAUAAUUUUGUUUUGGCUUGUGAUCAUGUUGCUUUUGUUAGCAAAUUACGUGAUCUACUGGAUAGAAAUCAAAAUUUCAAAGACAACUACGAGAUGUUCCGCAAUGGUCUACGCGAUUCGUGGACAAAAUUUGCCUUGAAGCUAUUAACAGGUUGCACAAUAAGUAUACCAGGCGAGGAGAGUAUUUAUCAAUCGCAACAUAGUAUGAUUGUGAACUUUUUUAUGAUUGAUGGUUUACGUGAUCGUGUAUUAGAUCUACUAUUGGAUAAAAUCGAGAAAACUGCAUGUGAAAAACCGACAUUCACGUCAAAUAUAAAUGUUCCACUGCUGCCACUUAUGUUGGCACAAUUGCAAUAUGUUGCCUGUACACAUAGUAAUAUCAUCUAUGAUCGUAUUAAGAAAAUAUUUGAAAAAUGUUUGGAUCAAUCUAAAUGGGAUAUUAUAUCAAGUGCUGAAAUAAUAAUUGCACCAAAUAAACAUGAUGAAUUUGCACAAAUGUUAAUUGAUAACAUGCCAAAUAGUUCGGAGUUAUUUAAAAGUGUAAAUAUCCAAACACUGACCAAUUUAAGUCUAUCUUCAUACUUGCAAGAAAAGUUGAGAGCAAAGAUAUUGGCAUAUAUAAAGGAUGGGCAGUGCCCUAAAAAGACUCUCCCCCUUUUGGUCAAAUUUCUAUUGAAAAUUCUUGCAGAAGACAAUGAGGAUAACAUGAAAGAGCUCGUCACUACACUACGUGAAAUUCUUAAUUGGAAUGAGAACGAUGUAACAGCAUUGGCCAACGAUAAACAAUUACAAUUAGAAUUAUUUAGUUAUAUAGAACAGGGUUUUACACGUUCCAAAAAAUUCUAUGGCAUAUGGCAGAAAACUAUAGCUUCCAUAAAAUCAUCAAAUUUUAAGGCAAUCGAUUUUAUUAUAGUUUUGCUAUUAAUACACAUAAGAGAAGACAAUUCAUUGUAUAUUGAAAAUAUUUUACGAAAACAUGUCCGUCAAAUAUCAACAUCUAUGGUACAAGAUAUACGUAAUAGAUAUGCACCAGUAUUGGAACAUCACUGGCAUAUUCUAAUGCAAAUUAUAAAUGGAUUUCUGAGAGAUAAACAUAAAUCCGUUGUUGAUUUUGCCCGAGUUGCGUGUGGCUCAUUCUUUGACAUAUCCGAAUCUGUACAAAAACUUAUCCUGAAAAAGUUAUUGGAAUUAACUUGUGAAAAAUCGAAUCAAAAUACCACAAAUUUUGCACUAAGAAUGUUACGUGAUUUAUGGCAAUUAUAUCCUAAAAUUAUACACAACUGGGGCAUGUUAUUAUUGCCCUUUUUAGAUCACAUUCAUGAAAUGUCAUUAUCUCAGACUCGUAUUGUUAUGGAAUUAUUGUCGUCUAUAGCAUUUCCUGCACCUACAUUGGAUGAAUGUACAACACUGCAAGAUCAAAUAGAUAUGUUAAUUAAGAAGCAAAUAAUUAAUCGUAAUAGUUCUGUUAAAAAACAAGGUAUAAUAAGUGCUGUACAAUUAAUCGAUUGUAUAGCACGUGUAGAACAGUCUGUAAUACAGGCUGACGAUUUCGAAACAACAUUUAAUACGGUUAGUGAUUUACCAGAUGGUAGAGGAAAAAUUGCUGCAAAUUAUAUGGUUCGUAUACAAUCCUCGACCAUGAAUUCACCCGAAUGUUUGGCUUUAUUCUAUGAUGAAUUGGCAAAUGUAUGCUCCGCAGGCGGAGAUGAUCGGGCAAAUGGUUUACUUUUAGAUAUACCAUUUGUAAUAUGGUUAUGCGAGCUAAUGACCUAUUAUUUUCAAAAUAGUUUUGUGGCUGAACACAAUCCUGAACCAAUACAGGGUAUCAAUCUGGUUUAUAUGAAAUGUAUAAAUACCCCUCAGGAUGCAAAUACCGAAGAAAGUGAAUUGCCACAAAUUGCCAUAAACAUUGCUGAAUUGGUUUUGAAGCCAAGCAAUGAAGCAAUAUCAUCGAUACUGGUUUUAUCACCCCUAUUCAAUUUAGUACGUGUCCUACAUAUGCAACGCUAUGAGGGAAGUUUAGAAAUUAUCAAUGCCCUUUUGGGUUGUGCCAUUAUCCUACCCAGUUUCUUUGAUGAUCCCAAUUUGGAUGCCAUAUUCUAUGAUUAUGAUGAGCCGAUGCAAAAGAAAAUUCUUGAUAUGUAUUUUCAUUGUGUCAAUUGGAUACGUGAAACCGUCAGUUCAUUUGCAACACAACGUGAAGAAAUGAUACGUAAAAAAGUCCUUCAGCGUUUAGCCGAUCUGAUUAGUAUUGAAGAAAAAAUAAGACAUCUAUUGCAGAAGGCUCCACGUGAUUAUAUACCACCACAAUGUCAUUUCAUAAGUGAUAGUUUAAAUUCAUGUAAUAAACCAAUAAGUGGUGCCACAGGCAGAGGUCGGCCGGCCGCAGCAACAACGGGUGCCGCUAACAGAAAAGCAACAAAUAAAACUAAAAUCACCGAAAAUGAAACAAUGAAUUUGGAUGAUACAAAUAUCAAUGAUACAACAACAAGGCCAGCUGAUAUAACCAGUAAAUUGGCGGGAGCUAAUAAAACUAAAACAUCGUUUAAAAACAAUUUUGAAAAUCUCUAUGGGCCCAAGGAAAUUUAUAGGCAAAUGGAUACCAACAUAAUAUUGGUAUUAAAAGAAAAAUUCAAUAUUAAAUAUCCCCUGCCCGUGGAAUGUCUGGGCAAUGAAAUGGGUCUCCUAGAGUUACGAUUUAUUCUUACGGAUAUUGUUAGCAAAUUGGAGUCUGUCGUUGGUAUACAAAAAUUCCAAUCUGAACAAUCUCUACAAUACAUUGCUAAACCUGGUCAUUUUAUGUGUGAUCUUGCGGAAUUUAUUUACAUAAUUAGCAAGGAUUUGGAAAUUCUUUCAGAUGCCAUCAAUACCAAAUUAGAGGAAGUUCAACGAGUUUACAGCCAUGCUGAUUUGUUUACCGAAGAAUUUAAUCUCUUAAAGGUUUGUUUCGGUCUAUGUUUACGAUUAUUGGUAGCAUAUUUUUCCUGGUCCGAGUGGUUUGUUAGUGAACAACGUAUCAAUAAAUUGAAAGAAUCCCUUUUGGUGUGUUUGGAUCGUAAAAAAGCCCAAAGUUUAAAAACAAAAUCGGUUGGCAUUAUAACGGCGGAAGUUUUCAGCACUUUUAUAAAUUAUGAAAAAUCAGUGGUAGAUUUAAAAUCGGCUGUUUAUCUCUAUCAAUUGAUGAUCAAUCUUAAUAUACUCUCCAACAAAGAUGCCAAAGAUAAGCAAUUGCAUGAAAUACGUUCCCUAUGUCGCACUUUGUUGUGCCGCAAAUGGUUUAACUAUGAGGGUUUAUUGGAAAAAGGUGCCCAGUGUAAUAUCUAUUUGGAUGAAUUAGUUAAAGGUUUCCUGCGUGACUCCGAUUUCAAGCGCCAACGGGAAAUAUUACGUGCCGUUAGUGAGGAAUCAAAACAUCUAAAUGGCAAGGAUACAUCUCUUAAAUCCUUUCCAAAUUUCAAAAAAGCCAAUUUCCCCUUGUUCUUCCGUGGUUUAUGUGAAAUUCUCAUUACCUCGAUGAAUGAUAGAAUUACCGCCAAUGCCCUAAAAUCAAAUGACAAACUUGAAUUAUGGGAAUCCAGUUGCAAGUUAUUAAAUAUGUUAUUGGAAAUUGUACAAGGUUUGGAUAUUCCGAGAAAUUUCCAAAUAUUUGUUAAGUAUUCCCACUUGUAUUUAAAACUUGUCUUACAACAUGGUUUGCCGGUGUUUGAAAAAUAUUUACGACAAAAUCCAGAUCGUGUUUGUGAUUUGAUUAAGACAAUGCAAACAACAACCAGAUAUUUACAUCAUUUAUGUUGCCACUCAAAAGCCAUUAAAAACACAGCCAUUGUCAGUCAAAUACCAUUUUUGCGGGAAACUGUUGAAAAUUAUGUUUUUCGUGUCAAGGCGUUAUUGACGGCUAAUAAAUGUGCUUCUGUCUUUACAAUGGGUAAUUUGAAAAACAAGGAUAUACAUGGCGAUGAUUUGGUAACACCGUCUGCCUCGAUGCGAACGGCCAGCAGCCAUGAUAGUGAUGAGGAAAUACCCGAUGAUGAUGUUAGUGUGGAUGAAACUGUAAUGGGUUGUGAUGAAAGUGAAAAUUCCCGAAAUGAUCGUAGUAAAUCUUCGUCAAGAAGUAAAUGUUUUUGAA